CCCGACCAAGCAAGACUGGGGGGGGAGAGGGGGGAAGGCCGGAAUUACCUCUGUGCGAUGUCGGGAUACGAAGCCAAGAGAGGAGAAGCUGGGUGGGGUUUCGCCCACCCGCCAGACGAUCCUCAAGAUUCAGGCACGAAGAUGGACUAGACUCGUCUUGAAGCGUGGUCGACCGUUUUUUCCCUUUCCUGUCUCAGUGUCUCUCUCUAUCUAUCUCUCUAUCACACUUAUUAUUACCUACUAGUCCUGGCAAUCAGAGUCCCUCUGGCCAAACUGGGCUUGUCGUUGUGCUUGCUUGACGGCCUGGUGCUCGUGCUCGCCUCUCCUUAACCUCCCUCAUUUGCCUCCGUCCGUAAGACCGACCGUGUCUCUCCGAUAUGCAGCUCCCUCGUCGCCCACGAUGAAGGCCGCUUCUGAUAAGCAUUUUCGCUGCACCGUCUGCCAGCGAGGGUUUACUCGCAUUGAUCAUCUGAAACGACAUCAUCUUCGCCAUUCCGGCCUGAAACCUUACUCUUGCGUAUUCUGUGCUGAGGCAUUUGCUCGUUGUGAUAACCUCCGCGACCACUACGCCGACUGCUCGAAGCGCGGCGAUCGCAAGAUUCCAGAGACGGGCCAGCGGGGAAGAAGGCGACAUGCGUGCCAGUCGUGCACCUCGAUGAAACUCCGCUGCGACGGCGAGAGUCCGUGCAGUUCGUGUCUGAAGCGAGGGCUAGAAUGCAACAACCACAGGAAUAACCCGGUCAAGGAGGCCAGUCAGUCGCCCUCGUCGCAUUUCGACCUUCUGAAUUCACGUCCUGACGCCGUCGGUUCUACAGGUAUGACGUCAGGCAGUCAGGUUGCCGAUGAGGACAACUCCGACCGCGGCUCCAUCAAAUUCCUCCUGAACGCAGGCACCGACAGCUUCACCGAACACUUCCAGCUUCCUCCCCGCAGUGACCUUCAGCGACGUCUUAUCCGUCACAAUGACCAUCACAAUGAAACGGCGCGGGAAGACCCGUUACAGACGUCGCGGCAUCCUCCCCAGACCAAACGCGAGGCUGUCGAGGAAAAUUCAGACUCUUCAUCCCCAUUUUACCAGGACGAUUUUAUCAACUUUUUCAGUGGGCCCUUUGCCGAUGUACACAAGUCUGUGGAUGAUCCAUUGACCGGGGCUGCCGCCUACCGAGCUGGCGUCCCGCCGGUUCAGGACCCGAAUCUCACUGCGUACGAACCGGAACGACCCUUCGCCAGCGCGCUGACCCAGGCAAUUCGGACGCGUGCCUGGACCCUUCCACUCGACAACAAGGCGCGGGAUGAGUUAUCGAUGAACCUCGGCUUCUUGCUGACGACAACCCGGAUCCGCAAGUUCGCUGCCAUGUACUUCAAGUACUGGCACACCAGUUGCCCCAUCACGCAUGCCCCCAGCUUCGAUCUGGAGACCGCCCCAAUGGCGCUCCUGGUGGCAGUUGUCUUUAUGGGAGCUAUGUAUUCUAACGAUGAGAAAGAGGCUUAUGUUGCAAGGCGCGUUUUGGACUUUGCUGAGUUCUUCAUCUUUUCCAACGACACUUUCUCAUCCGAAAAUGAAAUUUGCACGACCUUCUCCGGGACUCGAGUCUUCGAUGGCGAUAUUGGCGACUGGACCCAGUUUCAGAACCUCCAGGCCGGCGUACUGAUGGUCAUUCUACAAUAUUGGGCCGGCAAUCCGGUGUCACGAAACCGGGCUUUGGAGAACCGUUUCAGCGAAGUUGUCAAGGUCGCUCGGAAAAUUGGUUUAACAAGCUGUCAACAUACAUCCCAAAAUUCUGUCAGCGAGUACAUUUGGAUCCAAACGGAGUCUCGAAUCAGAACCAUCAACGUUAUCUCGCUUGUUGACUGUUCCUUCUCCCUCUUCCGAAACUACCCUUGCCGGCUGAUCCAUACGGAGAUGAACUGCGAUUUGCCUUGCGAAGAGCAUCUGUUCCGCUCACCACACCCAUUUUCAGAUCGCAAGUUCAAGCUCAGCCGAAAUAUCACUAUCUCAGAGGCCUUCCAGAACCUCUUUGAAAAAUACCCAAAGCGAGAGCCGCCGGAUGGCCUCUCGUAUUCCCUGUCGCAGUCCCCUAGGCCAGCGCCAGACAUAAACCCGCUACAACUGACUGUUUUUGACAUGUUCGUCAUGAUACACGUUCUUUAUGCAUUCAUCAAUACCCACAUGACACAUCUUGUUCCUUUUAUGCGCUCCCAGGCCUCCACCUCUUCUUCACAAUCGCAGCCAUACGACAUCUACACCUCUACCCACCGACCAUCCUCGCAAUUGAAUCCGGACGACCCCAUCCUAGCCUCUAUCCGGACGGCGCUCUCCCGCUGGCGUGAGAUCUGGUUCACUCUACAAAACCAAAUGCCUCAUGACAAAUGGGUGACGAUGGGGAUCUACCGCAAUGGCUACAACUUCUGGCUCGUCGCCCAGCUGCUCAUCACCAAGAAAGCGAGCAUCGAUGUCAUAAUGCAGAUGGAAGUCAAAUGCGAGGAUAAAUUACAGAAACUCAAGGUCUUGCUCCAGGACGAGAAUGAGUAAUUACUCCCCCCACCCUUCGACUCUGUUCAAUUUUCUUCUUCCAAAAUUUCUUCCACGAUCCUUUAUUUUUCUUCUUGUGCUGUAUUCUAUCUUUUCAGGGGGCAUGGUGUACAUACAGAUAACGGCGUUGGUCAGCAUGGAAAAAAGUCACGAUGUGGGAGGCUGAGCCUGUGUGUUUAAUAAUUCCUGUGAUUUAAUGGCAUAUAAGUUAAUUUCAUAAAUAAGACUCCAAAGUAGCCACGCC
This is a messenger RNA of Penicilliopsis zonata CBS 506.65, 2777 nucleotides long. RefSeq lists its product as hypothetical. Gene Ontology annotation, molecular function: DNA-binding transcription factor activity, RNA polymerase II-specific; RNA polymerase II cis-regulatory region sequence-specific DNA binding; zinc ion binding. Gene Ontology annotation, cellular component: chromatin. The coding region runs from base 401 to 2533 and encodes 710 amino acids. NCBI's taxonomy places the organism in Eukaryota, Fungi, Ascomycota, Eurotiomycetes, Eurotiales, Aspergillaceae. The transcript has 7 exons. The record is from RefSeq and is a predicted model, not a curated record. Gene Ontology annotation, biological process: DNA-templated transcription; regulation of transcription by RNA polymerase II.